Molecule: messenger RNA, 510 nt
Organism: Penicillium chermesinum
Lineage: Eukaryota; Fungi; Ascomycota; Eurotiomycetes; Eurotiales; Aspergillaceae
Exons: 1
Coding region: 1-510 (169 amino acids)
Source: RefSeq, a predicted model, not a curated record
AUGGCCGAAUAUCCUCUUUGGCAUCAUCGAGCCCAUCUCCCUGUACCCAGCCCGCUCACACCCCCCCCCCCCCCGACCCACACCGCUAACAAACUCCCCAGCAUCAGCGGCGCCGUCGCCCCCAUCGUCGACCUAAACUACUUCAUCUCUGGCCAAGCCUACCACCUCGCCGCCCCGGCUACCCAGCACCCCUCUACCGUAGCCCUAGCCUACCAGCUCGCCAACCUGUACGGGCUGCUCUUCCUCGUCGGCGUCGGGGUGCUACACUCUACCUCCGAGCCUAGGGUCGCCCGCAAUUACCUGAUCGCCUGCGCCAUCGCGGACGUUGGCCACCUCUACGCGACCUACGUGGCUAUGGGCUGGGAGGCCUAUAUGGAUGUGGGCGCAUGGAAUGCGCUCGCAUGGGGCAAUAUCGGGUUCACGGCGUUCCUACUUCUGAACCGGCUAGUAUAUUUCUCUGGUGCAUUUGGAGAGGCCAGGGUGGUUAAAGCGGGAGGGAAGAUGGAGUGA